AUGCCCUUCUAUGCGAGUAUGAGGCCGGCAUCAGCCUCCCUGAGAAGUUUGCGUCUUUCUCUGGUUUCGCGUUCCCCGAUGCAUGACGAGACUCUGAAGUUUCCAGCGUCCACGAGACGCCUGAACUCGGCUUUUGGAAUCCUUGUGUCGCUGACGUACCAGGCCAUCAUUAUACGACAACAGUUCGGAAUUGCACGUCAUCAUCGUGUUCUUGGAAUACCCCGGGUAGUGCAAGUCAAAUUUGAGGUGGAUAGGGCCGGCACCGAACAGUAUUCAGGACAUGAAAUACUCUACCCAGACAAUAAGAAGAUGCGAGCAGAUCGAAUGAGCUAUGUGGUUGAUGGCACCGCACUCGGAUUGAACACAUGUCAGCCGAGCCCCAAAAGGACUGGAGUUGUGAGCUGUGUUCGUGGGCCGAACCCAGCUAAUAAUUCCAAGCUGCGCGGUGACCCAGAAAAUAACAUUACAGCUAGGGAGCACUCUUCUUUGGAAUUUGAAUCUCCUGAGCUUCAGCUGCUGAUCUCCCGGAAUCCGGUUUCGCGUUCCCCGAUGCACAAUGAAACUCUGAAGUUCUCUUACCAUCCAUGA
Suillus subalutaceus is the source of this 588-nucleotide messenger RNA. RefSeq lists its product as uncharacterized. The coding region runs from base 1 to 588 and encodes 195 amino acids. NCBI's taxonomy places the organism in Eukaryota, Fungi, Basidiomycota, Agaricomycetes, Boletales, Suillaceae. The record is from RefSeq and is a predicted model, not a curated record. The transcript has 8 exons.